GAACAUAAUUCAGCGCUUUGCAGACUGUGGUAAUUCAAUCAUGAAAACGGCUUUCUUUGGGUUGCCAGCAGCCGCUUUGUUGUUUUUGGGGACGAUGCCCCAAGCCUUCUCCGCCUUCGUCAGCUCUGACGUCUAUGCCAAUAAUGACCUCACUGGGGACGAGCGAGUCUGUAAAAACAGGCAAUUUAAGAAUUUUUUGAAGUGUGCUCAUGCUGAAAAGGGCAAUGCGAGUACAUGGCCCGAUCUUUCUUCUUGUCAAUCCCUCUUAGGGGAUUGUCGUGGCUGGGCCUAUGAUGGAGUCAACGAUGGAGCCAUCACAGGAAAUACGGAGGCGUACCUAGGGAUCGCUGGCAUUUCCAAGAACGCCAGGUACUUCGGGUAUUAUGCAUACGGUAACGCGGACCCGAAGAAAUACGUGCCGUUUGAUUGCAACUAUGUCUCCAGGCUCUACAAAAAGAUCACCUUAUCCCGAGCCGAGGCCGCGUUUGUCUUCUCUCAGACCAACUUUGCCUUUGGUAUGCCGGUGCCUGUCGGCGUGGUGAAGUACUUUUAUAUGGUUCCCUUCUUGAGGUUGAGUGACGACAUAAAUUACGAGAAUUGCCCCAUUUUGGAGGGCCAUUUUAAGAAGGGCUCCCCCAUCGUGCGCGCAUCGAAGGGCGGUGCGGUUCCGACGGCAUCCAUCCAACCGGUCGGCCACGCCCCGAGCGCACAAGGCGAGGGAGUCUCACCUCCGCCACGCAGGGGCAACAAGACCUGA
Messenger RNA from Nannochloropsis gaditana CCMP526, 757 nucleotides. RefSeq lists its product as uncharacterized. The coding region runs from base 41 to 757 and encodes 238 amino acids. The record is from RefSeq and is a predicted model, not a curated record. The transcript is spliced from 4 exons.